GCUUUCACAUCUCCCUCGCCAAUUAUGUUUUCCUCAAUCAAAAGUGCGCACAUGAACUGCCUUUUGCGCGCUGGAAGCGUUGCCUUAACUUUGUACACUACCUGUGCUACCUCCUCUUCGAAUGCGCCUUUCGGAAACGUUACCUUGCAUGCUCUGAUAGAUUCCUUGGAAUAUGCCCUACUUCCAUAUACUUUCUAUUUCGGCCCUCUCAUUACCUACGAAGACUGGAUAACCUACCGCUCGGGGAAAAUUACUGUAAGUCCACUCCAAUUCAUCCACUUAUUACCCCCUUUUCUGUGUCUACGGCGUACUUAUAUUCGGCAACUUCUCACCCAAUUUGCCUUAUUGUUCUUCUCAUGCUGA
Molecule: messenger RNA, 363 nt
Organism: Dicrocoelium dendriticum
Lineage: Eukaryota; Metazoa; Platyhelminthes; Trematoda; Plagiorchiida; Dicrocoeliidae
Source: the annotation of a GenBank genome assembly